CUUUGCCCCUCUGCUUUCGAUACAUCUGCUGCCCAUCGCUCGUCUGGCUUCUUCGCUCGCUGAUCUGCCUGUGCAUCGUGUCCAAUGUCAGGCCGAGCCCUGGCUUUCGGCUGCAUCGUGGUGCUGCAACAUGAGCGCCUCGCCGCCGGACGCUAUUUUUAGCCGGAGGAGCCCAACCGGAUCUGCAGAAGGCGAGCAAGGAAAGCCGGCGACGAGCUUUCGGGCGACUGGCGAAAAUGCAGUCGUCCAGCACCGCAUCUGUGCCGAAGCGCUUUUGCUUCAGCUUACCUGCUGCCUUGCUAACCAGCCAGCCAGCCAGCUAGUACACUCCCGUCUCGUCCAAGUUCCCGAUGCAAACAUGGCAACCCGCCUGAGCAACCAGUUCCGGGUCCUGACGAUCUGCUAUGCCCGUGCCUCCCGCCCUGCCGAAAGAGAGGCUCUCUGGCCAAUCCUCCUCGCCACUGCCGAGCGACUUGUCCUGGUGAAGAAGCACAAGCCGUAUCUGGGGCUGUCCAGCACUGCACACCGCCAGACCCACCUGGCCGUCCCAGCUUUGGCAGCACCUUCAUGCCCGCCCUCCGCUCCGUCCAUGGUGCUCGAGUGCAGUCUGGCCCAGCCAACCGACAGCCCCUCCACCAACCGCAUCCUUCUGCCGACCGAGCUCCUCGAGCGGAUAUUCCUGUUUCUCGACUGCCAGGGACAGUACCACAAGCUUACCUUGGUCUCGAAACAGUUCAACCGGAUUGCUACGCCCCUGCUCUACCGCUCGCCCAAGCUCUCGAGCCCCUAUGCUGUCGACCGAUUCCUGUACACUUGCGACGGUCCAACGGCGAACCGCACCUGGAGCUACGGACCCAUGGUCCGAGAGAUUCACUUCCUGUCGCCUAUCCGCGGGUCCUUGAUCGGACUGCUACCGAUGCCGCAUGGUUGCGAGGAAAUCAGCCACUCGCACUCGACUCUCUUUGCCGUCCUGCUCCUCUCACGCCUCAGCCCGGACCCGGCCAUGAGCCAGAUAUUCUACUCGAUCGUCGAGACACUUCCCCGACUGGUCUGCAUCCGUGAGACCUGCAAAGGCUCAGACGAACCCAUUGCUGUCAGCUCUCGGCUCGCCUCAAGCAUCAGCCAGUCGCUGGGGCCCGAUGAGGGGCGGGGUGACCACAAGAUUGUGACCAACUUUAUGCUCGGACAGCUCCUCAAGGCCAGCAGGCGUUGUGUCGAGUAUGCGGCCGGAGCCGGAAUCAAGUCUGCCAACCUCUUUGACUGCAGCGAGUUUCUGCUCGAGAUGCUUGAAGGCGACGCCAAGCCCAUGUGGGAGGGCAUGAACGGCAAGUUGCUCCGCCAGGCCAAGACGGCGGUCAUGCAAAAAGUCAAGUGGAUCCUCAAUUCGCUAAGCACGGGGCUGCUGCUGGAGGUGCAGUACGUGACGCUGUGCUGCCAGCGAUUGUUGGAGGUGUAUUGCGGAAUGUACUAUUGCGCCCUCAGCAAAGCCGAUGCCUUGGAUUUCGACAAUCUUAUCCUGGCAUUUGAAGAUGCGUUUGGCAGGCCCGUGCGCAAUGGUUGCAUCUUUGACCAGCCCACCGAUUCCGAUGCGAUCGAGCGGCUGCUGAACUUUGAUCCAUGGGACUACGAUGCCACAUACGAAGAGCCAAUGCCAGUGCCGAUGCCGAUGUCGAUCGAGACCGCGAGCCUGGACAGAGAUUCUGGGCACAUCCCCUCCGACCCCGUUCGGAGAGUCUACCAGGCGCUGCAGCUUAUCACUCACUCCAGCCUGACCGUCGACGAGGCCUCCCGAAUCACCAUCUGGAACGACAGCUUUCUGGAAUCGCGGGAAGAGUUUCGCGCCGCCAUCAUGAACAUGGAGGCCGGCUCGCUCAACAUGGAAACCGCCGAGUUCCUGGACCUGUUGAUCCGCGAGGACAUUGAAAUCGUGGACGAAAAGACAUGUGCCUUGGCUCUGUGUGUGGAGUGGAUGCGCGAUGUCGUUGUUUGGCAGCGAGCAACCAAGCAGAUGGACUCGGUCAAGGCCCUUCUGCGCAGAAGUAUGCAAAAGAUCGACGCCUUCCGGGGCAUGCAAUGGCGCUAUGGACUCAUGUUUAUGGACUGAGCCGCAGUUGGCCAUGCGUUGCGGCUCUGCCGAAGGAUCGAAGGCGCAUUGCCGACUGCCAUGACAUGAGAUCGGCAUGCACCCGCUGCUGCAGGCCGAAACCCAACCACGGCUCGGUUCCUGCAAGACAAGUACAUGCUCAAAGUGCCCAGUGCCAAUCCAGGAUUGUACCCUGUUGCGCUGUGUUUCCCCACUCAGUUGCUGAAUACAUGCACUUGUGGCGAAGGGUUGCUGCCCUCGUAUAUGCUGGUCCCGGAUUGGUAGUGAUGGUUUGUGAUGGUUGGUUCGUGAUGCCGCUGGUCUUGUGAGACGGAGCUCAGAGGGCUACGCCAUAAGCAUCAAAGUUGCGGACAAUCACAGUGACCUCGACAUGGACCUUGCCCAUCGAAAUGGUGUUGAGUCGAUACC
Molecule: messenger RNA, 2512 nt
Organism: Polychytrium aggregatum
Lineage: Eukaryota; Fungi; Chytridiomycota; Chytridiomycetes; Polychytriales
Exons: 2
Coding region: 131-2104 (657 amino acids)
Molecular function (GO): protein binding
Source: RefSeq, a predicted model, not a curated record